GGAUGGUAUUCGCUCAACUCUCCGCUGCUCUCACUUCCACAACCAUCUCCUUGUCCGGCUCUGCAUCCAGCUCUGGGCCGGAGUCAAUGGCUCUCUCUCCGCAUCAAGGACAUCCGGCCUUCAUCACUCUCCUUUCCACGCCUUCCCGUGGCUCAUCUGCCGACAAGACGGUAGAGGAAUGGCUAGUGAGCAAGUUUGCACCUCCCAACUCUUCCUCUCAGCGGGAUCAGGUUCAUGAUGGGGAUGGUGAGACGACACCAGAUGGGGAGAAGGAGCGGGGGUAUAUGUGCGGUGGAGUGUAAUCUUUUAUUCCAUGUCCCUUUGCUUUUUUUUCCUGUAAUCUCAACUUUGAGUUCUUGCUACUACUGUACAGGCCGAAUGAAGGAAGCUCGACGCGCGGGCAAAAGUGGGAAAACGCUCGAUAUGAUAUCCUUUGGGACGCCUCUCCCUUUUUCUUUUUAGUGACACCACCACCAUCCUUUCAUGAUAAACCGCCCAAGUUUUCGGCCCAGGUUACAUACCCAUCUCGAGGUCAAGCACAUCUCAUCCUCUACUAUAUAACGAUCAAGUCGUAGUGUGAACGUGCAAAUACCUUGCGACACUUUAUUCUUUUUCAUUUACACACAUUGCACGACAUACACAUUCAUACGACAAGAUUGGCUUUGAAUUUGUGGAAUAAGGGAAGGAGGACCUUUCCCACCGUCUCUCAAUAAUAACCUACAAGACCCAAACCGCACUCAAUGAGCGAAAGACCUACCUGAAAGUCGUCUAGACUGUUGUAACAGAUCUCUCCUUACAAAGAAGAAGGAUAUACCUCUCAAUAACGGUUGAAAACUGCGAUCAAGCAGCCUCUCCGGCCAAAACUUACCUUGCUUGGAAUUGUACCCGCAAGUUACUCGUGGGUAGGCCUUGCACGACACCUAGAAGUAUAACGCGGGACCGGUAGGUAUAUAGAGAUCUGAUCUUGACCCCCCUUCACAAUAUUGUUUCCAAUCCCGAUCGUCCGAGGAAACCAAUGUCGUCUUCCAAACGUCGCCCUCAAAAUCCCUCCGACGCCGAAAGAGGCUCCCCCACCACCUCCUCCCCCUCUUACCUCUCCUCCUCUUCGAGAGCUCCAGGAAGGAAAUCGGAUUACUUCAACUACCACCCUCCCUUCUCCAUUCUUCUCCUCGAAUUCAUCGUAUGGCUUCUCUUGUUCUUUGUUUGUUUUCUAAGUCCGAAUGGGGGUUUGGCUGCUGUUGUAAAGAGUGAUGAUGAAUACGUUGGGGUCUUGAGGAGCUGCACAAAAACCAGCUGUGAUGGUUGGAUGCAAUCCUCCUCCUAUACAAGCUCCGACACCAAUUCCAGACGAUCGUUCAACUCGAAGAGAGACCUCACCUCCACCAUCGACUUGUCAAACUUCUUCCUAACCACCGGGCUAGCGGCCCUUUCCUCCUUCUGGCUUAUGACGUAUACGUUCCUCUUUACAUUUUACCGUUUCUGUUCUUCCACUCCAUCGAACGGGGCCAGGGACGGAGAUGAUGGGGAACAAGAGGACGAGGAUAUGGAUGAGAAAGGAAGGAGACUGACGAGAUGGAGACGGAUGAAAAGAAGCCUAAAAAGGUUUGCGUUCAGGGUGAGUAGGAUAUACGUUUUCAUGUUGGGAUGGAUCGUGUUUGGGGUAGCGUGUGCGGCAAGUUGGCAGGUCAAGAUGACUAGUUCAGAUGGAGGCAGUGUCGGGACGGGUGUGCUUUUAUUACACGCCUCAUGGAUCCUCCUCUUCCUCUGUUCAUUCGUUGAGAUAUCGCGCGGAAACCUUCGUAAGAGGGUAGAUACCGGAUGGGGAAGCUGUACUUGUAUCCCCUUCUUUGGAAUAUGUAAAAGGAGAGGAUUUAGGAAGUGGGGGAAGAGUGGGGAUGGCGGGGGUGAAGAUAAGGAUGUGGAGAAACAGGGGAAGAGAGGCCGGAGUAGACGGAGGAGGGACGAGGAAAACAGCAGAAGCCAGAGUCAGACAGCGAACAGAAAAAGAUAGAUGGGGAACGUGAGGGUUUUGGUGGGAUAGACGAUCGUAUAGGUGAUCCUGUUGGAAUGUACAAGCUAUAUUUUAACUGUCUAAUUAAUUGAGGCUCCCAUACCUCGAACCUUCUCAGAGAUCUUUCCACAUGUACCAGGAUAUUUUGUAAUAUAGAUCAGGUGCCGAACGUUGGGACGGUGGAAGGUCGGAAAAGUCC
Cryptococcus deneoformans JEC21 is the source of this 2210-nucleotide messenger RNA. Its product is annotated as expressed protein. The transcript has 4 exons. NCBI's taxonomy places the organism in Eukaryota, Fungi, Basidiomycota, Tremellomycetes, Tremellales, Cryptococcaceae. The record is from RefSeq and is a predicted model, not a curated record. The coding region runs from base 1016 to 2011 and encodes 331 amino acids.